Molecule: messenger RNA, 1410 nt
Organism: Paracoccidioides brasiliensis Pb18
Product: 2-methylcitrate synthase, mitochondrial
Exons: 3
Coding region: 1-1410 (469 amino acids)
Biological process (GO): carbohydrate metabolic process; tricarboxylic acid cycle
Cellular component (GO): mitochondrial matrix
Molecular function (GO): 2-methylcitrate synthase activity
Source: RefSeq, a predicted model, not a curated record
AUGGCAUUGGCAAGCAGAGCUACAAGACAGGCGCUGAAGGCAUCUCAGUCUGCCGCUUGGUCUUUCUCCUCUUCCCGGUUCUACUCGACUGCGGAAUCUGACCUGAAGACAGUUUUCGAGAAGGCCAUACCAGCCAAGAAAGAGCUCUUCCAGGAGGUCAAGAAGCGUGGUGAAGACGUCAUUGGUGAAGUGACCGUUGCCAGCACCAUUGGAGGAAUGAGAGGCCUCAAGUCUAUGGUCUGGGAGGGCUCUGUCCUGGAUGCCAACGAGGGUAUCCGUUUCCACGGCAAGACCAUCAAGGAUUGCCAGAAGGAGCUUCCAAAGGGCACCUCUGGAACAGAAAUGCUCCCCGAAGCCAUGUUCUGGUUCUUGCUCACCGGCCAAGUUCCCACCACCCCACAGGUCCGGGCUCUCUCCUCGGAAUUGGCCCAGAAAUCCCACCUCCCCAGACACAUCCUGGACCUUUUCAAGUCGUUCCCCAAGGAUAUGCAUCCAAUGACCCAAUUGUCCGUAGCCGUUGCUGCCUUGAACACUGAAUCCAAGUUCGCUAAGGCCUAUGCAGAUGGCCUCAGCAAGGCCAGCUAUUGGGAGCCUACUUUUGACGACAGCAUCUCCCUCCUCGCCAAGAUCCCCCGCAUCGCAGCGUUGGUAUUCCGCCCCGACGAGAUCGAGAAAGUAGGCACCCAGGAACUCGACCCAACUCAGGAUUGGGCAUACAACUUUGCAGAGCUCCUCGGAAAGGGUAGCAAGGUCAACGAGAGCUUCCACGACCUUCUCAGACUCUAUCUCGCCCUCCAUGGUGAUCACGAGGGAGGAAACGUGUCCGCCCAUGCCACUCACCUUGUCGGAAGUGCUUUGAGCGACCCCUACCUCAGCUACAGCGCUGGUCUCCUCGGCCUUGCUGGCCCUCUCCAUGGCCUUGCUGCUCAGGAAGUUCUCCGCUGGAUUUUGAAGAUGCAGUCCACGAUCGGAAACAAGUUCACCGACGCCGACGUCAAGAACUACCUCUGGUCCACCCUCAAGUCCGGCCAGGUCGUCCCUGGCUACGGACAUGGUGUCCUACGCAAGCCUGAUCCUCGCUUCGAGGCUCUGAUGGACUUCGCUAGCCGGAGACCUGAAAUCCAAGCCAACCCGGUUUUCCAGCUGGUCAAGAAGAACUCCGAAAUCGCCCCUGGCGUGCUUGCUGAACACGGAAAGACCAAGAAUCCCCAUCCCAACGUGGACGCUGCAUCGGGAGUUCUCUUCUACCACUACGGUUUCAGGAAACCUCUCUACUACACCGUUACCUUCGGAGUCAGCCGUGCCAUUGGCCCACUCGCCCAGCUCAUCUGGAGCCGUGCUCUGGGUCUCCCUAUCGAGCGCCCCAAGAGCGUCAACCUCCAGGGCCUCCUUGAUCUUUCCAGGAAAUAG